Molecule: messenger RNA, 4152 nt
Organism: Rhinolophus ferrumequinum (greater horseshoe bat)
Lineage: Eukaryota; Metazoa; Chordata; Mammalia; Chiroptera; Rhinolophidae
Gene: ASIC1
Product: acid sensing ion channel subunit 1
Exons: 12
Coding region: 582-2162 (526 amino acids)
Biological process (GO): sodium ion transmembrane transport
Cellular component (GO): membrane
Source: RefSeq, a predicted model, not a curated record
CACACUCACACAGUCACACACACAAGCUAUAGGGCCUCGCGGGCAGGAAAACGGCUUCAGGACCGGAGGGAGGCAGCACUGCCGAGAGCGGCCGGGAGGAGGGGGCGAGGUAGCCGGGAGCCCUGGGUCCCGCUCCCAGGUCCGGGGGCCGAGCGCGCACACCGCCCCGGAGACACCCUCGCAGACACUCGUAGGCGCGCACGCGCACCCUCUCCCCUCCCCCUCGGCUCCCCUCCCGCCGCCUCCCGGCCGGACGAUGGAUCCCUGCAGAUCCCGGGGCUGAGAGCACCGCGCACCGCGCACCGCGCACCGCGCCGAGCCCGGGCGGAUCGAGCCGAGGCCAGCGAGCGAGCGAGCGAGCGCGCGCGGCGGGAGGGCGGGCGGACCCAGCCAAGGCGAGCCGGGCCGGGCCGGCCGCUCCCUGCAGGGCUCUGCGCGGCGUGCCGCGGCGGCCGCCGGCUCCGGCUCCGGGCCAUGCGCCCCUCCACGGUUCGGCGCUGAGCCCGCGUCCGGCCCCGCGCCCCAGGACUCGCCGCCGGUUGCCGGGUUCCCGAAGCCCCCUCAGGAUACCCUUGGCCAGGAUGGAACUGAAGGCUGAGGAGGAGGAGGUGGGUGGCGUCCAGCCAGUGAGCAUCCAGGCCUUCGCCAGCAGCUCCACGCUGCACGGCCUGGCCCACAUCUUCUCCUACGAGCGGCUGUCACUGAAGCGGGCGCUCUGGGCCCUGUGCUUCCUGGGCUCACUGGCUGUACUGCUGUGUGUGUGCACCGAGCGUGUGCAGUACUACUUCAACUACCACCACGUCACCAAGCUCGAUGAGGUGGCUGCCUCCCAGCUCACUUUCCCCGCCGUCACGCUGUGCAACCUCAACGAGUUCCGCUUUAGCCAAGUCUCCAAGAAUGACCUGUACCAUGCUGGGGAGCUGCUGGCCCUGCUCAACAACAGGUAUGAGAUUCCCGACACACAGAUGGCAGAUGAAAAGCAGCUGGAGAUUCUGCAGGACAAAGCCAACUUCCGCAGCUUCAAGCCCAAGCCCUUUAACAUGCGCGAGUUCUACGACCGUGCAGGACACGACAUUCGAGACAUGCUGCUCUCCUGCCAAUUCCGGGGGGAGGUCUGCAGCGCAGAAGACUUCAAGGUGGUCUUCACACGGUAUGGAAAGUGCUACACGUUCAACUCAGGCCGAGAUGGGCGUCCACGGCUGAAGACCAUGAAGGGUGGAACGGGCAAUGGGCUGGAGAUCAUGCUAGACAUCCAGCAGGACGAGUACCUGCCUGUAUGGGGGGAGACUGACGAGACGUCCUUUGAAGCGGGCAUCAAAGUGCAGAUCCACAGUCAGGACGAACCGCCCUUCAUCGACCAGCUGGGCUUUGGCGUGGCCCCAGGGUUCCAGACCUUUGUGGCCUGCCAGGAGCAGCGGCUCAUCUACUUGCCCCCGCCCUGGGGCACCUGCAAAGCUGUUACCAUGGACUCGGAUUUCUUCGACUCCUACAGCAUCACCGCCUGCCGCAUCGACUGUGAGACCCGCUACCUGGUGGAGAACUGUAACUGCCGCAUGGUGCACAUGCCAGGGGAUGCCCCGUACUGCACCCCAGAGCAGUACAAGGAGUGUGCAGAUCCUGCUCUGGACUUCCUGGUGGAGAAGGACCAGGAGUACUGUGUGUGUGAAAUGCCCUGCAAUCUGACCCGCUAUGGCAAGGAGCUGUCCAUGGUCAAGAUCCCCAGCAAAGCCUCAGCCAAGUACCUGGCCAAGAAGUUCAACAAGUCUGAGCAGUACAUAGGGGAGAACAUCCUGGUGCUGGACAUUUUCUUUGAAGUCCUCAACUAUGAGACCAUCGAGCAGAAGAAGGCCUAUGAGAUUGCAGGGCUCCUGGGUGACAUUGGGGGCCAGAUGGGCCUGUUCAUCGGGGCCAGCAUUCUCACAGUGCUGGAGCUCUUUGAUUACGCUUACGAGGUCAUUAAGCACAAGCUGUGCAGACGAGGGAAGUGCCAGAAGGAGGCCAAAAGGAGCAGCGCGGACAAGGGCGUGGCCCUCAGCCUGGAUGACGUCAAAAGACACAACCCGUGUGAGAGCCUCCGGGGCCAUCCUGCGGGGAUGACGUAUGCUGCCAACAUCCUACCUCACCAUCCGGGCCGAGGCACUUUUGAGGACUUUACCUGCUGAGCCCUGCAGGCCACUGUACCAAAGGCCUAGAUGGGGAGGGCAAGGAGAGCAAGGGGGCCCUCAACUGCCCCCCACAUCUGCCCUGGGGACCCACUCUCCUUCCCAAGGCAGCCCCCCCGCUCCUGGGCAGUCCUUUCCUCCUGUGUGUGGUGAGGAAGGAGGCUUGACCAUAGAGUCCUCUCCCUGUCUCUAUCCCUUUCUUUUUAUUUUUAACAAAACUAAUCUGAAAAAGAAACUGAAAAGAGAACUGGGCAAGUGACCUCAGGCUGCCCCUCUCUGCUCUAUGCUGCCUCCCUCAGCUCCCAGCCUGAAUUCUGUCUGUCUGGCUGUCUGUCAUCUGAGUGUCCACCUACAUUCUGCUGCCACCAGUCACCAAAGCCCCCUCCCAGUGGGGGGUGGAGGGGAUCCUCUGGGUCUGGAAUUUGACCCCAAACCAGAGAAUGUACCAUGAAGGGGAGGGAUAGUGGUGGUGGGGGGGGCUUCCCCAGCCUUAAGAGACCCUCUCAGCCCAGUGACUACCCCCCCAACCCCAAGUCUCCAGGCAGGAACUAAGACCCUAGUACCUACCCCCCCACACACACACCAUGUGAAGUCACUAGGGUGGUGGGGGUGGGGAUCCCCUGAAGCAGUGGAGAUGGGGACAGUGUGUGGCCCUGGUGCUGUAGGCCACAUCCUGAUAUCUACCACCCCAGAGCUGCUGGAGAGAAAUCCCAAGAGGCAUCUCUCCUCUACCAUCCCCUAAAAGAUCCAGCUGGUUGGCUUCCAGCUCAGGGAGAGGGGCGCUGGUGCCUAAUCUCACUGGUCCCUCUCCCCGGGGCCCCUGCAGAGGGCCACAUCCAUAAAUUUUCUUAUGGAACUGUCUCAAGUCCUCUUCCCCAACUUCAUUUGCUUCUCUCCACAACCUCAUCUGCAUUUUCUAUUUCUAUAUGAUACAGACUCUAUAUUGCUAUAUCUCUGUAUAUACUUUCCCCUAACUGUCCGUCUCUACUCCAUGCCCUCUUGUCUCUAAGAACCAUCCUCCCACUCCACCCUUCCUGUGUUUCUGCUCCCUCCCUGGUUUAUGAAUGCCUUCGCCUGUAUAAAGAGUUGGACUCUCUCCCCUGGUGUCUGUACUGUGUACACACAUCCCUCUGAGAAGCACAAGGAGACGACACGCGCAUUGUAACCUUCGCACUGUCUCGGUGGCGACAUAAAGGAAGCUGUGAAUCACAAGCUCUGCCUCUUUCUGGCCUCACCCUCUCCCCACAACCUGGGUACCCUCUGCCCCCCCUGCAGCCUUAACAUCCCCUUUCUUGCUCUAUCCACCCCAAAGUCCUUUGUGUGGCUGACUGUGGCCUCUCGGGGGAAGGGAUUGCUACCGAGAGAGCCCCCACCCAAGGAAUGGAGACCUGCUCUGCACACUAAGCCAGGGGUACCAGAAACACAGGGAGCUGUGGACCAGUGACCCCUUCAGGUAGAACAGCAAGCGCUGACAGGCAGACGCUGAGGUCCUCAGUCAGUGGCCUUUCCCUCCUGGGUGCCCAGCCCCUUUCCUAACUGGAUACCCAAGCCCAUCACUUACAUUUUUUGGUGAGGUAUGGUUUGGUAGUGGGAGGAAAGACACAGUCCUAGAGGGGAAGUUGAAAGCUCUGCUGUUCUGUCCCUCCCUAACUUAAACAGAAAGGAGUGAGAUAGAGGGCCUGCCACGCCCCCUCCACCAGGCAGUUCUCCCAGGCCAGAGCCCUGUUCCUUCCCAGGCUUUCUCUGCCCAGCUGUUUCUUGGUCUCUCACCCCAGAACUGGACCUGUGGCAGGUCACCUGUGCAGGCCUGGAGCUGGAGAGUGAGGCUCUAGGAUCUUUGGGAACUCUUAGUUCCUAGGAGUUCUUUAGAGAGCAGACCUCUCCAGAGGAAAGCAAGAGCAAGGCCAAGGGGUGUGCACCGGAUGGAAAACAGCAGGCAGGGCUAUGGGUGACGCAUGCCUCUGGUCUAAUAAACUGGAUUUCAACCAUC